AUAGCUAUGGUUCCCUCUCAAUAAAAAGGCCUUUAAUUUUGGACCUCCUUUUUUUUCUUCUCUUUUUCUUUAUUUCUCUCUUCCUCUUUUUCUUUCUUUUUUUCCUUUUUCUCAUUUUUGUUUUUCUUUAUAUCCUAAAAGAUAAUCGUUUUCUUUUUUGAUUUCAUUAAAAUCCGGUACCUGAAUUCUUGCAAAAAAUAAAGCAAAAAAGAAAAGCUAGAAAAGGGAAUAUACGCAAGCAAGCACUCACACACGCACACACUCACACUUACGCUUGUAUCCGUUAAAAAAAUUAUUUGUUGAUACACACGCAUUUAUAGAAAUUACCAUAAACAGUAGAACAACUAGGAGAAGAACUUUUUUGCAAUCUCGUCUUCUUUGAAAUGUCAAACCACAAGAAUAUUCGAACUUCUUCUGACCCAAGCAGUCCUAUUCCCACACAAAACCAUAGUCCUGAUAAGCCUUAUUAUUCAUUGGACGCAUUUUAUGCUACAUUAUUAUCCAGAACUUUUAAAUCCAACACGGAAGCCAUUAUUUUCUGUAGAGAUUUAUGCUCCAAUCAUGGAUUUACAGUAAAGCAAGAACAAAGUACUCAUAAGAACAUCUAUGUUUAUUGUUCCCGCGAAGGCUUACCUGACUCUCAUCGAAACCCCAAAGUUAAUCCACAAAGAAACAGACAGUCUCAAAGAUGUGAGUGUCGCUGGCGUAUUGUGUUGUUUGAGAACAAUAAAGAAACUUGGGAGUUUAGAAAGUCGCAAAAUGCAGAUGCUUAUAUUCACAACCAUCCACUACUUAAGCCAGAAGAGAUCAAGAAGGAAUGGCCUCGUGAAGUAUCUGAAAAGAUCUUUGAACUAGCAAGACAACGUCUACCUACAAACGAGAUCAGACAACAAGUACGCGAACAAUACCCCGAUAUCUCUUGGGAUGACCGUAGAUUCUAUAAUCGCUUGUCUGAGGAGCGCCAAAAGAUGAAGCAACGCGAUACUGCCAUGAGAACAAUUCGUCUUGUCAAUCUAAGUGCGCAAAUCUGCAUGGUCAAUGCUGGAAGCGAAGACCUCUCUCAUUAUGUUGAAAGUAAACUGGUAGCUUUAUUAGAAGAUACAUGCAAAUUUGCCAAUGUCGACAGCAGCGCCUUUCCUAUGCCUAUCCCAUUACCUUUUACAAACUCACCAACAUCAGGUGGGGAUCCAGUAACACCUUCCUCUAUAAAUUCAGCUUUCUCUGUUUCGCAUGAAGACAUUGAUAACCAUCUGAAAAAAGCAUCCAAUAUGCUCAAGAAUGAAAAUCAAAAACGUGAUCAAGACAGUAGCUCUGCAAACAGUCCAAGAGAAGAUAAUGAUUCAAGAAAACCAUCCUUUAGUCACAGAAAGUCAUUUGAGACAUUACCGAAGGGCUUUUUGGCUGUGCCAAUACCAGAACAUACUUUCCAUGUCAAGAUGUAUAGCCAAAAUUCGGUUGGGGAUAUUCGACGCGCUAUUUUUGAUAUGCAAAGACCUACUAUGAAUGCAGCCACGGCUAAUCCAAACAAUCAAUAUGCUUUACAACCGCCUCGUAGAAGACGGUCAAGAGCUAUGUUUUCUCAUGAUGAGGAUCCUGAGACAAUGGACCUUGAUACACCAGCAAGAAAACUAUCUCGUCAAGUUGCUUCUUCACUUAUGGAUGAUGAAUUGGAUGAUAUAUCAACAAACUCUUCGCCUUCAAACUCUCAAACGAUGCUUUUUAGCACCACCACAACAAACACGCCAGGCACGCAUGAUAUGAACCAUCUUGACCACCACCAUCAUCAACAGCACCUGAUGUCCAACCCUUAUUCUCGAAUCCCUACUUCCUCAGCCUCUGCAGCAGAUAACUUAUUCUAUGGUAACUCGAACGAAAACAGCAACAGAAACCUAGCUACUGAAAAUAACAAUUAUAUACACCAAUCUUCAUUCUCAACUCAAGCAGACAACAUAUACCCUUCUGCGAAUUUAGACACAAAUGCCCAGGCUAGACAACAAUUACCACAACAUAUGAUGUAUGAUCCUACAUCAUUUGUCCAGCAGUCGCAGCAACAACAAUCGCAACAACAACAAUCGCAACAGCAACAACAACAACAACAACAACAACAACAACAACAACAACAACAACAACAACAACAACAACAACAACAAGAUAUGGGCUUGAUGAGUUCGCCUUCUACUCCUCAACAUGUUCAGCAUGAAAGACCACAUUCCAUGACUUUUGGUGCUGCUCUUCCUAUAAGAGGCCAACCUGUAUCUAUUUCAAGAAUAUCUAGCAUAGAAAACCAACCCAUGAUGCGCCCAUUAGGAUAUCCUCCAACAUUCACUCAAUUACACAAUAUCAUAGAUGAUAAUGAAGUAGGAAAGCAAAGGUAUUAUCCUUAUAGAGAUCCACUUCAACAGCCUGCAAGUCCCCUUCCUCCUAGACCUUCGUCAGCAGCAGCAGCUAUCUCGACAUCUUCCUCAUCAUCUUCACAAAUCAUGCAGCAAUAUUUACCACCUCAUCAGCAGACAGGAGCUGAAGUAUUUGCUUCUUACCAGCUUAAUCCCUCUCAGCCCUCUCCUCCUCCUACACAGAACCUAUUCUCAGGGACUUUUAUGGCGACAAAUGAGCAAGCAUUGAAACAACAAAAGCCAAACCAACCAUAUAAUUUAGGUUAUGCUUCACAAACAAAUCAAGAGCAACACAUGUAUCGUAGAGCUAGUGGUCCAAACUAAAUCAUCCUUUUUGUAGGAUAACCAAUAAAACAACAACCUUCCCUCCUCCUCCUCUUCCCCAACUUUUUUCUUUACUAAUAUUUCCAUGUAUCUAGUCACAUUUUUAAACUUUCCUUUUGUACCUUGUGGAUUUAUUCUUUCUCCAAAAAUUAUUACUAUACAUUACUUUCUCCCCCCUUUUUUGAAUAUAUACUUAUGCUUGAUAUGCAUACUUGGUAUAUUUAUAUCAACUUUUUUUUAAUCCAAGGAAAUUUUUUUCAUAACCCCUAAUAACCCCAGUAUAAGCGCCGACUGAUGAAGAAACUUGUAGAUCAAUUAAUGCUUUUUUCUUAAUUCAUAAAUCUAAUAAAACAUGAAACGAAU
Molecule: messenger RNA, 3080 nt
Organism: Gilbertella persicaria
Lineage: Eukaryota; Fungi; Mucoromycota; Mucoromycetes; Mucorales; Choanephoraceae
Exons: 6
Coding region: 384-2717 (777 amino acids)
Source: RefSeq, a predicted model, not a curated record